Molecule: messenger RNA, 2343 nt
Organism: Tribolium castaneum (red flour beetle)
Lineage: Eukaryota; Metazoa; Arthropoda; Insecta; Coleoptera; Tenebrionidae
Exons: 8
Coding region: 291-1724 (477 amino acids)
Cellular component (GO): cytoplasmic vesicle membrane
Source: RefSeq, a predicted model, not a curated record
AAACCGACGCCAAUGCGGAGAGUAGCGUCGCGGCGCUGCUUCAGUCACCCCUCCACAAUGGCGUCGGUGAAACAAACGAGCUUCGGUUGAAUGACGAAAUUUCGCGAUUUCUUUAAAUCACCGAAGCGAAAAAUACGGCGAAAAUUGUGGAUUUUCUAUCCAAAAUCAAGCAAAUUGUCUUCCAUUCUUCCUGCUGCUGGCUUCUAGGCUGGAGAAACGUGGAGAGAAAGUGCAAUGCGACACUUAUACUAUCUUGUGCGUCUGGCAACUUUACUAUUCUCCCAGUACUUAUGACUACUCAACUUUUAGGUAAAAACUGCGAUGGAGGCCACUAUACGUGUUCCCCGCCUAAAGAUUGUUGCAAACAAGGUUGUUGCUUCCUUUUAACUCCUGCAGUACACCGUCCUCCUGCCAUCCCUCCUGCGAAUUUUUUCAACCCUUUAUUUCUGGGUCACUGGUAUUUUUGGGUCGCUGUGACGGCAACUGUUGCAGGAAUUCUGUGUGCUUGCUCGCUGUGGCGGCGACAUAACCAGGGGAGCUUCUGUUGUAGGGAUUCGGGAAGGGAUGAAAGGGCUUCAGAGCCGGAUUCGAAUGGCUCCUGCUAUGCGCCACCUCAGUACUCGAGGUGUAAUAGCUUUCACCAGCCGCCACCGCCUUAUUCAGAGGUGACUUCAAAGCCAGAUUUGUACCCUUUGGUAAUCAGUUACAAUGGAGAUCCGGUGAUCAAAAAUAAUAAUAGUUCAACUGGUUAUUUAAUGGUGCAAUACUUUAGAAACUUUAUAGUACGACCUGUUGUAACUUUUUCAGGAUCUUUAUCGGCCACAAGCACCAUCGAUUCACUAAGUUCCAGUUUUAUUUGCAACGCUGCGAAUGAGGCCAACACAAUAAUCCCUCCUCCGUACUCUUGCAUGGGAAGUCUGGAGGAAGUAACUACCGAAAAUAAUCAAAGUGUUCAGUCCCCCGAGCCUCCCCAAAUCCCCCAAUCAGCCUCCGGCGACUUCCUCCCAACCCCCAGCACCCACACGAACCCCCCAACCCCCAUCUCGAUAUCGAUAAGAGACAACCCUUGCUUCGGACAGAACGCAACGAACAUUGUAAAUAAUUUAAACGAAACGUUGCCAAAUCUAGAACCUAGCAAAUGCCAAACUAACUGUGAUGCUUCGCCCUACAAGAAGAUAAAAAAACCGAUACUUCAAAGACUCCCGAAAGACCGAAGCCAGGACUCGGACGAAGACCACAACUUCUCCGACUUGCUAAACCUCUCCGUUUGCGUUCCCAGCAGUGUUGUCAACCUGGGGGCUUCAAUCCAAUCCAGCCACCUCCAGGAGCUCCAGUACAGUGUCACCAACAGCAUGACCGGGUCGGACAUCAGCAGCUUGGCCAAUCUGGGGUCCCCAGACUCGCCCCCGCGGGCCACCAGUCCCACCCUGGAGAUGAGGGAAUUACUCGAUAAAAUCCAGCAGCUUCCGCAGCAGAAGAGCCCCCAGCCGCCUAAGACAAGCCGCGUGAAGGCCAAGACGCUGUACAUGCCGCUGUACGAAGGGCCUAAGAAGGGCCUAAAAGGGUGGCUGUCGCGCUCCGCCCCCAACACGCCCUGCAGCAACUUUGCGCCCAGUUUCCCCAAGAAGGGCUCCAGCCAGCGGAGCAGCCGGGUGGUGGUGGGCGACGGCAGCCCCCUUCUGAGGGAGUACGAGGAGGACGCAAACAGGGACGAGUGUUUGUGAUUGCGCUGUCCAACACCAAAAUUCGUGUUGAGUUGAAGAAAACCAGUCAAUUGGAUUGACCCUGCUCAAGUUAUUUUUAUACACUCAUUGGGGGUUUCGGCACACGUAUUUACAAAAACGCUAAUUAGAGUUUGAUUAGGCACAAGUGCUUCAAGCCUAGGCCUAGGUAUUGUUUCGGUACCAAUUCUCUUCGGUUAUGGCUCUAAAAUUCGAUAUUUUUGUAAAAAUUCGUGUUCAAUUACCAUUAUUAUUAUGAAUGUUUGUAGUGAUUUUCUCGGUGUUGGAUGUUAAAAACGAUGAUUCAUUUUUGCAAAAGUGUACUUAUACCGAGGUUUGGUUCAAAGUGUGGUGGAUAAUGUUGCUUGGUUUUAGAUGCCUUGGCGAUAUUUUUCAUACCUACCGACUUACAAAAAUAAAUGCUUUUGACUAGUUGGCUGGACUAAACAAGGGUGAAACAAUCAAAACUAGGGGACAGUCUACUAGAAAGUUGGUUUCGUUUUUUCACAUUUUCGUUGUCCUGAAUUGCAUUAAACUUGAAUGUUUAUCUACAGUUUUAUUCGAAACAGCAACUUGAAAUGUAAUAAAAUGGUGACUAAUAAAAAGUUAUUUACGUCUAGAA